Messenger RNA from Vanessa atalanta (red admiral), 1046 nucleotides. Its product is annotated as G patch domain and ankyrin repeat-containing protein 1 homolog. Gene Ontology annotation, molecular function: nucleic acid binding; protein binding. The record is from RefSeq and is a predicted model, not a curated record. The transcript has a single exon. The coding region runs from base 98 to 1027 and encodes 309 amino acids. NCBI's taxonomy places the organism in Eukaryota, Metazoa, Arthropoda, Insecta, Lepidoptera, Nymphalidae.
AUAACAAUAUUUACGCGUGCUCUACUUUCAAAUUAUUGUAUUUAUUAUACUAUUUACUAAGGGUAGCAUUUUGACAUCUUAUUAAUUACUUUUUGUCAUGUACCACAAGGAAUACUGUAAUUUUGUGCGUCCCACGUCCGAAGAGACUGCUACAUCUACAUUUUUUGCUACUUCAUUAAACGGAGAAACAGCGAGAAAACUUUAUUUAGAAGAAGUAGGUAGCUGUCAUAAUUCACAAAAAUCGAAAUCCACUGUUAAUCAAUCCGAAUGUAAGAUAAAACGUAAGAGUAAAGAUGAUGAAAUCGAGUUAUCUAAUCUACAGAUGUACCAUUGUGUGCAAAAUAAUGAUGUUGAUAAGCUACGACAGUUUCUAGAUAAAUAUCCUGAUAAGAUAAACACGUUAGAUGAAUUCGGAUGGAGUUUGCUCAUGAUAGCAUGUCAGGCCAACUCUAUUGAAACUGUCGAAGAACUUCUUAAACGUAAUAUAAACACAGCAGUUAGAGACAAAGCGGGUAGAUCAGCACAAAGUUUAGUAAUAAGAAAUAAAAAUGUCAUACUUGCUGAUAUACUUUUAAAACACAGUAGACAAAUAAGCUUACACAAGGACAAGAUAAAUGAUAAGAAGUCAAAUAGUGAUAGAUUAAAAGAAAACUAUGUUUGUGAAAUUUGUGACAAUAAAGUAUUUGAAAAUAAAAUAGAACAUUUAUCUUCAACAAUACACAAUAUAAAUGCCAGUAAAGGAAAAAAAAUUCCAACAAAAUAUGUCAUACCUGAAUCUAAUAAGGGUUAUCAAAUUAUGUUAAAAGUUGGUUGGGAUAAAGAAGAAGGUUUAGGUCCAGAUGGUACUGGGAGAAAAUAUCCCAUCAGAGGUAUCCAAAAAAAGGACAAAAAGGGCCUUGGACAUAAAUUAAAAAAAAAGGAGACCCCUACUACAGAAUCUGUGAGAGAAUUUAAUAAAAAGUUGGCCUCUAGAGAGCAUGACAAACAUAAAAGAAUGGAAAUAAAUUUUAGAAGAGAAUUUUAUUAAAUAUACAAAUUAGCAAAUU